Mugil cephalus (flathead mullet) is the source of this 6144-nucleotide messenger RNA. It is a transcript of the gene tent5d, whose product is annotated as flocculation protein FLO11. Bases 896 to 4618 code for a protein of 1240 amino acids. The transcript has 3 exons. Gene Ontology annotation, biological process: mRNA stabilization. The record is from RefSeq and is a predicted model, not a curated record. NCBI's taxonomy places the organism in Eukaryota, Metazoa, Chordata, Actinopteri, Mugiliformes, Mugilidae. Gene Ontology annotation, molecular function: poly(A) RNA polymerase activity; RNA binding.
ACGGCUGGGUCAGGGGGAGGGAGGGAGCAGCAUGGAUGACUCAUACUGUAUCUGCUGACACUUUGUAUGGACACGCCGUUAGAUAUAAUGGUGCCUGUGUGAUCCCUCAAAAACAAACUGUUAAGCUUACUAGCAAGUUCGCCUAUAACCGAGAAGUCCUGGCCUCAACUCCAGCACAGGUCAUGGGGUAACAUAUUGGUAUUAGGUUAACUCGAGUUAUAUCCCAGACAGACCAGGUAGGUACCCAGUGUACAAUAACACCGACACUCAUCAUGCCAGUAACCGACCUGCCACCUAGCACAAUAGACAGGUCCUGAAUUUAGCUCGCAUUUCAAACUUUUUUUUUCUUCCUGGAGCUGGCACACAUGCCCAAAUUAUCCCUGACACUUGUUAACGCCCUCUCUUCCACCGCCGUUGUUGUGAGCAAAGGUUCCUGCACACAAACACAAACGCAUGCACACACACACACAGCACUCAUACACACACACGUAUACUCAUUUACACACAUACACGCACGUACGAGCGCACACUCCCCAGUCAUAACUGAAUGACGGCAGGUCGCUAUGGAAACUGCGUUACGCUCCGGGCGGCCGAAGGAGAAAACAAGAGCGCGAGGACUCGUUUCAUUCUUCAUUUCAGCACCACGCGCCUCCCGGACAGCGCCCGAAUGAACUCGCGCGCAGAUUCCAGCAUCGCAUUCCUCACGAGGGACAGAGCCGCAUCAGCACCGAGCCUCGCCGGAGUGGGUAGGGACUUCAGGACAAACCCGCGACGCACACGACACACUACCCGUCCGGACCUGUAGCUCGGCGGAUACACUCGGUUCAGUUCCGCUGACCAAGCCUGGAGCCGGUCGCUCCCUCGACUGCCACAGCAACAGGGCAGCAGCAGCAGCAUGUCUGAGAGAAAAUCCAGUCAGCGGUUUCACAGCCUGAACACAGAGCAGGUGGAGGUUCUCCACCAGGUUCUUUCGGAGGUGGUUCCGAUCCACGGCCGCGGGAACUUUCCCACGUUGGAGCUGCGUCCUCGUGACAUCAUCAUAGCUGUGCGGGCUAGGCUUCAGAACCAGGGAAUCACAGUUAGAGAUGUUCGUCUGAACGGCUCCACAGCCAGCCACGUCCUUGUGCGAGACAACGGGACGAGCUACAAGGACCUGGACAUCAUCUUUGGAGUGGAGUUGCCCAGUCAGGAGGAGUUCCAGGUGAUCAAAGAGUCAGUGCUGGGCUGCUUGCUGGACUGCCUGCCUGCUGGGGUCAACAGGGAGCGGAUCAGCAGCGCCACAAUGAAGGAGGCGUAUGUUCAGAAAAUGGUCAAAGUCUUCAAUGAGCACGACCGCUGGAGCCUCAUCUCACUCUCAAACAACAGUGGCAAAAACUUGGAGCUCAAAUUUGUGAGUGCCCUGAGGCGGCAGUUUGAGUUCAGCGUAGACUCCUUCCAGAUCAUUCUGGACCGCCUCUUAGAGUCCUACAUGCAACAGGAUUCACAGCACAAAAUGAAUACAGUUGAUCUUAUGGACCAGCCUGCAGAGACCCCCUCUGUGCUCAAUCAGACUAGUGCUGCAGAAGCGGAGAAGUCCACAGGCAAAGACUUAUUCAGUAAAGAAGAGUCUCAGAUCAGCCGGACACAGAAAGAUGAGGUGCAUGAGAAGGAGUCUCAGGCAGAAUUAACACAACACACUAAACAUUUAAGUCCAAUAAAAGACCCCACACAGGAGAAAAAAAACAAAGAGAAAACACCUCCAGACCUCAAAGAGGUGUCAGAACACACGGCAAACUUAAACGAGACCAACCAGACAUCUCUGAACCUUUUGUCAGAAGAGAAACAAACCUCUGAGAGCAAUGAACCACCAGCUCAGACUGAACUCAAACAUGAGCCUGAGCUCUCAGACAAAACUGAAUUCUCAACGGAGGUGGAACAGUCGGAGCAAUCGAAGCCCUGCGAUGCCCAACAACCAGAACACUUAAAUCACAAGGAACUUUCUGUCCAGGAAGAACUGGCUUACCACACAAAACCCCCCGAUGAACAGAAAGAACUCACAGAGCAGAUGGGACAGUCUGAGACGCCAGAAACCUCAGACAAAACCCAAGGAGAGUGUCUAAACCACGCAGAACAGCCUCACAGUACAGAGCAGGCUGAUAAGACAGACUUAUCCGAGUGUUUCACAGAUGAUCAGAGGAGCAAUGAGGAAGAUAAAGCUGAACACGUGUCUGCUCCAGACACUAGCACAUCUUCAAAUGAGACACAGUUAGCAGAUGAAAGGGACGGCGAAGCCAAGACCAGUGAGGAGAUAGAAGACGAGAGCAAAGAUGACGCAGAAAAAUGUGAAACCACAGAAGAGAUCCUGGCAUUAGAAGCAGAACAUGUAGAAGACACACAGGGUAUCGAUUGUUCCUGCGCCACCUCUUCCAUUCAUACAGAUUGCAACACACAGCCUGCUAUACAGGACAUAUUAGAGAUUCACAGCACACAACAGACAGGUAACUCAGAAAAAACACCCAACACACUUGACGAAGUCAGCGCUUCAGAUACUCAGGACAUUUUACCUGCAUCGCCCAGCCUUGUUUCUGACAAAAAGACCUCCUCUUCUCUCUCCUGUAAGGCCUCAGAGAGGCUGUCUCACAUGGUGGUGCUCAAACACUCCUCUCCCAAACCCCCUCGCAGGAUGUGUAGAAAAGUUGCCCCAAAUCUGAACCCCAGCCCAGUCUCUGACAGUGAACUUGCUGCGUCCUGUCUCGAUCCACACCCUUGCCCCGCCCUUGAAUGCGAGAAAGACUUUAACCCAAAGCCAAACCCUACAUCUGCCCCAGCAACCAGUGUCUCAGAUAAAACGAAUUCAGGGCCCGAAUCCGAUCCUUCAAGCGACAUAUCCUCAAACCUUGAUCUUGACCUUACCUCAGACACUGACCCAGCCCCUUCUACAGUCUCAGCUGUGGAUCCCACAUCUUCUUUCACUCAAGAGUCAUCCACUCUUCCUUCACCAUCCUCUCAGCUAAACACAGAUGAUUCACAUAAAAUUGAAAGUGUUCACAGCCUAAAACAGACACCAACUACAGAUGAUGUUGAGGAGCAAAGUCAGUCCACCCUUAGAGAAACCAUCUCUGCUCCCAAACCACUGGAGCCUCUUGACACGGUGGACACAUUAGUUUCACAAACCGAUGCGUCCAACCCCCAAGAAGCCGUGUAUACCUCAGAAGCUGAGCUCAGUGAUGAAGCUGAUGACAGAAUCCAACAACAAACCAAAAAGGUGGACGUGGGCCAGUCCAACGUCGCUUCAUCAGAGACCACGCUUAGCUCACCUUCCUCUUCCCAUUGUGUUACACCUCCUAUUUCCUGUGUCACGCCUCCUGUUUCCUGUCUCACCCCUCCCAUACUCAGUCUCUCCCCUCCUUGCUUCACUCCCUCGCCCCCCAUCCUCAGCCCUCCCCCGUGCCUGACCCCUCCAUCUCACUGCCUCUCAUCUUCGAUGCUGAGCACCGUCAGCCCCACGACAAGUUUCAGCUCUCCACCCCUAAGCUUCAGUCCUACAUCUUCCUGCCUCAGCUCACCUCCGUACCUCACCCCUCCCAUGCUCAGCCUGAGCCCUCCUCCACUCUGUCUUACACCCCCUUCCCCCUGUCUCAGCCCACCUCUCCUCUGCCUCACUCCACCCGUGGAUUCAGAGGACCUCGUACCUCAGGUAUCUCCAGACAUGGAGCCUUUGAUACUGAACACAGACACAGAUGAACAGAUUAAAGGGCCCUCUCCUCAGCCAGGAGUUCCUCUCUUACAGUUGGAGGAUAAAAGGGAACAGGAUUAUAUCUCACCUUUGCCCGAGGUUGCCGAGCCUGUCGCUUUUCCAAUCACAAUCCCAAACUCCACCUCACAUGUGCAGCCUAACUCUCAGUUUGGAGACCCAGGGGACUCUGUCCCUUUAGAAACCGUUGAGGCAUCCAGCUCUGCACCUGUGAUCAAAGAGGCCCCUAAGGUAACCACAGACAAGUCUGAACAGUGUGACGCCCCUCAGGCAUCUGGCUCGGUCCCUGCUGUCGAAGUCCUGGCAGAAAGCAUGUACGGUGACUUUGAGGCAGCCAUGGACCACCUGCGCUACCGCCUGAUCGCCACCAGGAACCCAGAGGAGAUUCGAGGUGGCGGUUUGUUGAAGUACAGCAACCUGUUGGUCAGAGACUACCGACCAGCCAGCGAGACUCAGAUAAAGACACUGGAGCGCUACAUGUGCUCCCGCUUUUUUAUUGAUUUCCCAGAUGUGCAGGAGCAGCAGAGGAAGAUCCUGUCCUACUUGAAGAACCACUUCAUCGGUGAGGAGAGAAGCAAGUACCAAUACCUGAUGACGCUGCGUCGCGUGGUGGACGACAGCACGGUGUGUCUUAUGGGACACGAGAGGCGCCAAACACUGAACAUGAUCACAGUGUUGGCGCUGAAGGUUCUCGGAGAGCAGAACAUUAUACCUAACACAGACCAUGUGACAUGCUUCUACCAGCCUGCCCCGUACCUCGCUGAGCACAGUGCCCCCUAUCUAGCAGAACCCAGUUACUGCAGCUACUACAUACCCCAAGGGGGAUCAACUCUUCUAUACCAACCGUACCCCUUGCAUCUGCACCCGCAGACCGGACUAGUUUAAAACAGGCAUACAUUUACUUACACGAAACACACAAUUGACCAAGGGGAUGGUGCUUGCCAUUAAGAAAGAAAUGGAGAAUAGAAAUGUAAUCCAGGGAUAUACUGCUUGGUCUAUAAUAGACCUAUGGGGGUGGGACUGAGUGUGUUUUUACAGUAAACUCCCUGAGUACUCUGUAGGGAUUUAACAUGAUUAUAUGUAAUUAUAUGGGCUUUGUGGGAAAAUAAUAAUUCUUCCGAUAUUGUUAAAAAUUCCAGAAAAUGCUGUAUGCACUGCAUGAGUCAUAGGCCAACUGUGCUGUUGACACACACACACACACACACACACACACACACACACACACACACACACACACACACACACACACACACACUUACAUGCAAACACACUUCCAGGUUAUUACAUUCUUGUACACUUUUCAUGUUCUUACUGUGUUGUUCUUAAUGGGUUUGUUCAGAAUGUGGACUUUGCCUGUGGUUGAUAUUGUGCAUGGAUACAUUAGGACUGUUCUCUCACUGCCAAAUACUGUGUGACUACUAUGCUUCUUAAACAGUUUAAUGUAAUGUUGUUAUUCGUUUACCGACGGGGGGUGUAUUCUGAAAAAUGAUGGAGGGACAAGUAUACCAAUGUGAAGAGUACUUUCAUCAAAACACACGCAUGCACAACACACACACACACAAACACACACACAUAAAUAUAAACACACGAGCAAAUGUGUAAUACUGUAUGCACACAGUUAGAUGAUGCAUGACUAGCUAAAUUAAUUACAUCCUAAAGUCACAGCAAAGGCUUUUAAUUUAUUAAAGAUUGAUCUAUUUUUGCAAGACUUUCCAAGAUAAUACUUAGUGGUAAACAUACCGGUUUGUUCUUACAGAAAAAUGCCAACAACAAUGCCUUUGGAAUAGACUGUACAGCAUAUUGAUUACAGAACAUUGUGUGCGAAUACACAGCAUUGUUAUCAGGUAAACUGUGUUAAGAUGUACUGCUUGAUUCCUUUCCCUUGUGCAGUCCUUUCUGUAAUCAUGUGAAGUAUUGUAUCGAUUAGUGUUUAAUUUAUUUAAUGCAAAAGUUUACUCUAUGGAGGUGGUCAGGUUAUAACCAUCUUUGGGUCAUCUCUAAACAUGACAGAUCCAGAUCUGUCUAGAUGGAAAAUUACAUCUAAACUCAUGAUUCCUCUCAGUGUGAAGCAGCAUCUUCGGAUUCACACCAGAACCAACGUGAAACAAUUUCAGAUCCACCUCAAACAUGUUUGAAUCCAUGUUUGAAGCCGCGCUUCAGUAGUGACUAUGACCAAAGAUGGUUCGGUAGGGAAAUCAAGUGCCUAAAUGUGAGACAUCAUUGGCAUGUCUUUAUCUCACUGCACUGGGGGAGUUAAUGGGGUGGGCCUGGGGCUGGGUCGGGUGUGUGUUCAGUUGUUGACCCCUGUUACUGCUGCCCAUUUUGAUGUCUUCUUUAAUGUAGUCCUUUGUUGUAGUUUAUUCAUGUACAAUUUGAUAAAAUAAAGGGGAAACUAAAAAAAAAAAAAAAAA